ACGUCGAUGAGGAAUGUUUAGUUUGUGGAGCACACGACGAUGACGACGGCAGGAUGGAUUCCUUCGCUGGUCGUGCUCAUCCUGGGAUUCUUGGCCACCGCCAGCAACGGCCAUUACCUGGACCAGUUCUACUGUGGUCCGGACAACUGCUACGAGUUGCUGGGCGUUAACCGAGAAAGUACCAAGCACGAGAUUGCGAAGAGCUACAGACAACUUGCCCGAAAGUUUCACCCGGAUUUGCACCAUGGAGCCGAGCAGAAGCAAGUGGCCGAGGAAUCGUUCAAGAAGAUUGCCACGGCGUACGAAGUGUUGAAGGAUGAGGAAUCUCGCACCGAUUAUAAUUACAUGCUAGACAAUCCGCAGGCUUACUACGCACAUUUCUACCGCUACUACCGACGCAAGACCAAGAUCGACGUCCGGUUAGUGGUCAUCGUUACAAUCAGCAUCAUCUCCUGCAUCCAGUACGUUUCGCGGUGGCAGCGCUACGACACAGCAAUCAAAUACUUCAUGUCUUUGCCGAAGUAUCGCAACAAAGCGCAGGAAAUAAUCAAUCAAACCCAGAGCGACGGCAACGGAUUGUCCAGUAAUGCUAGUAAGCAGCGCGCCAAAGCUUCGAAGGCGGAAAUGAAGAAAGAACACGACAGACGGAUUCGCGAGGUGAUAGAAAACAACAUGGACAUUCAGGGAGCGUACGCGAAGCCGGAAAUAACCGACAUCCUGUGGAUUCAACUGUUUCUUCUGCCCUACACCGUUGGGCGCUACCUGUGGUGGGUGGCGCGUUGGAUUUGGAAGUUCAACGUUUGCAAGCAACCUUAUGGCCGCGACGAGCAACUGUACCUGGUGCGAAGAAACAUGAAGCUAACCGCUGUACAGUUUGAUGCGAUCGAGUUGGACACAGUUGAGCAGUUCUUACGGCAAGAACUGUGGGUCAAAUCGAACUUCGAUAGAUGGAAAAUCGAGCAGGAGAACGAGAAAAAGAAACAAAUGGCUGACAAUCCCCGCUACAAGGCUUUCCGUAGAUACAUGAAAAAUCACGGCCCCGGGCGCCUUACAUUUGAAGAAUAA
Anopheles cruzii is the source of this 1065-nucleotide messenger RNA. Its product is annotated as dnaJ homolog subfamily C member 25 homolog. The coding region runs from base 40 to 1065 and encodes 341 amino acids. Gene Ontology annotation, biological process: protein folding. The transcript has a single exon. The record is from RefSeq and is a predicted model, not a curated record. Lineage: Eukaryota; Metazoa; Arthropoda; Insecta; Diptera; Culicidae. Gene Ontology annotation, cellular component: endoplasmic reticulum membrane.